AUGAAUGAGAGAAAGUCUGAGAUAGAGUCGAUCGAGCAGACACAAUGCGUCACGGAGCUUUUAGAAAAAAAGCCAAAAUGGAGGCACCUCUUCGCUUUCACCACGACACAUCACCUCUAUUAUCUCAGCGGCGCAGGCCUCUCGUCUGCUGCUGCGGCUGCUCUCCGCACAGCUCUUGCUAUCAUUCUAGGAAGAGUUUUCGAUAUCAUCGCCGCGUUUGGAAAUGGCGAAAUCACAGCAUCAGAAGCUUUGGCUAGCGUUUCAGGGUAUUCCAUCAUACUCGUCGCCAUGGGUACCCUUCAAUGGGUUACCAACUCGACAUUCCUAGCUCUUUGGCUCAUGUUCGGCGAGCUGCAGGCGAAGAAAAUACGAAGAGGCCUCUUUGAGGGACUGAUGGUAAUGGAACGUGCCUGGAUAGACUCCCUGCCGAAUGGCACCACAGGCUUGGUCGCCUCUAUCCAACGAAAAACACACGAGCUUCAGAUGGCGACUUCGCAAGUGUUUGGAUACCUAACUACAGACUUGUUCACGGCACUCACUUCGUUGGGUGUUGCCUUGUAUACGUCGUGGAAGCUGACGUUGGUACUCAUCGCGACACUGCCACCGUCUCUCGUGGUGCUGGCACUCACAAGUCCGAAAAUUCAACCAGCAAUCACGAAACAAGCAACACACCUAGACUCAGCUUCGAAAAUGCUCGCAGGGUCCCUCAGCGGCAUCGACCUUGUCAAAAUCUGUAAUGGCUACAGAUUUGAAGUUCGAAACUACUUGAAACACAUCGGUCACGCUGCCAAGCAAUAUCGCGUUCAAGCCCGCUACAAUUCUAUACAAAUUGGAUACAUCAGCUUUUGGGCUGUCGCCAUGUUUGUCGUUGGAUUUUGGUAUGGACUGGUUCUCGUCCAACAGGGAGAGCGCCCAGGGAACAUCGUGACAACAUUCUACUCUGUCCUCACCGCACUGCAAGGCAUUGAGUCAUUGCUACCGAAUUGGCUUGUGUUUGAAAGAGGGAUGAGUGCCGGCCAAGUAUUGCAGGCACUGAAAGUGGAAGUGACGGGUGCCACUGAAGACGACUCAAGUACAAUCCAGCCUGGCUACUUUGUUGGCGCAAUUGACUUGAAAGAGGUCAGUUUCUCAUAUCCAACAACGCCAUCGGUCAAGUGCCUCGAUAAAUGCACCCUUUCCAUCCCUGCGGGAGAAAUGACCUUUCUCGUCGGACGCAGCGGAUCUGGAAAAAGCACCAUUGCCAGUCUUGUCUCCAGAACCUACGACGUUUCCGGCGACUGUAUAUACAUUGACGGGUUGCCCAUCAAGAAGCUUCAGAAGAACUGGUUACAACAACAAGUUGUGGUUCUGGAGCAAACAGCCGUCAUCUUUAACGAUACCUUGUUUCGCAACAUUGUAUUCGGAUAUUCCGAUCCGGCCUCGAUUACCGGUAAACAAGUGGUAGAAGCGUGCCAAAAAUUUGGUCUCGGUUCUACGAUUGCGAAUCUAACUGGUGGUGUGCAUGCAAUUAUCGGUGGCAAAGGCUGCCCUCUGAGCGGCGGUCAGCGACAACGGAUUGCUCUUACGCGGGCAUAUCUCAAAGACCCGCCGGUCCUGAUUCUCGAUGAGCCCACAUCGGCGCUGGAUCCGCACAGCAGAGAUCAGAUCCUGAAUGAGAUAAGAGAAUGGAGACGAGGGAAGACGACUGUCAUCAUCUCUCAUGACCUCGACACAAUUCGCCAUGACGACUUUGUGUACGUGCUGGAUCAGGGAGCAGUGGCGAAGAGCGGUUUCAAACGAGAGAUGGUGAGCGCCGGCGUGGACGUCUUCCUCGCGGAGGCACUGAACAAUUCUGUCAACACCACCACCUCACACAUCGAAGUCAACGUUAAUAAGCCUCGAGUACAAAAAUGGGCCGAUUCUUCCAGUCAAGAGUCAGCAUCGCCCGUCCAGGCGUGGCUUUCAAGUAAAACGAAUUCCGCCACGUACAGCCCUCGCGUUUCUCUUCUUUCUCCUAGAUUCUCUGUUUUAUCAAACCUGACACGACCAGUAGUAACGAAUACCAUGCCCGCCCCGACGGCGGCUUUAUGCAGCGGUACUCUCUCUACAAAUCUGACAGGCUCGCGGGAACCUUUAGACAUUUCUCGGCUUUCAAUUCUGCUCAAUAAUCAGUUUCGAUCUGCUUCCUGCCAGGCCGCUCUAGACAUAAAUCCCAGAGACGUGCAGUCACCGCGCUUGAAACCUGGAUUUGACUUGGAAUCUGUGUCCAACCACAGUGAGCCGUCGGAAUUUCCCGACCAAAAGAAGAGGCGCCGUCUUGUCGAGUUCGGUCUCUGGUCCAGAAAGCAAACGAGAGAGGAUGACGUCUCCUUCCUUGGCAUUCUUCAAACCGUAAUUCCGGCGCUCGACACGCUGAAUACAGUGUGGCUUGUCCUUGGCAUCGUCAUGACUGUGAUUGGGGCUUUGACCACGCCGGCCUUUUCGGUGUGCCUGGCACGGCUUCUCGCUGUCAUGUGGUCUCCCGGAGACAAGGUGGCAGCAGGGAAAUCAUGGGCCUUGUCUCUCAUCGCUAUUUCCGUCGUCGACGGGGUCUGCGUCGGAUCGGGACGCUACCUGCUCGAGGCGUCUGCGCAGGCGUGGGUGGAUUCAAUUCGGCGCUCUGCCCUCGCGAGCAUCCUGCACCAGCCCAAAUCUUGGUUCAACGACGAAAAGAACUCGCAGACGCGUAUCAUGGAGACUUUCAACCUGCACGCCGAGGAAAUGCGCAAUCUCGUCGGUCGCUUCGUGCCCGUCAUCGUCUCCGUCGCCACCAUGGUCCUCGCGUCCGUCGUCUGGGCGCUCGUGCUCUCCUGGCGCAUGAGCCUCGUGGCGCUCUCACCGUUGCCGCUCGUCGUCGUGGCCCUGCAUACAUACACGGCCCAGAGCCGUGCGUGGGAGACGCGCUGCUCCAACGCCGCGGAGCAGACGGGGCGGAUUCUCGGGGAGGCACUCACACACGGCCGCACCCUCGUCCACUACGGCCUCGAGACACACUUUGCCGGCAAGUAUACCUACGAGACGACGCAGUGCCUCAGCCUCGGCUUCAAGAGGGCUCUCUAUACCUGCCCCCUCUUUGGCUUCUACCAAGCCUUCAGCUAUGGCAUGACGUCGCUCCUGUUCUACUACGGGAUGCGGCUGAUGACGCACGAUGCCGCGUCCAUGGACAGCGUGCUGCAGGUCCUCAACCUGCUUCUCUUUAGCAUCGGCACAGCCGCCGAGCUGCUCAGUGCCAUGCCGCAAAUCACGCUGACCCUGGCCUCGGCGGCGCGGGUCCUCGACUAUGCGGCGCUGACACCCCACGGUGAGCUGCCGGCCGAGACGGCCGACGCCUCUCACGGCCGCGCCAACAUCUUGCCCAUCCGCGUGCGCGAGCUCGCCUUUGCCUAUCCCGGCAAUGCUCGUCCCACGCUUAUCAGCACCACCCUCGACAUCUUGCCCGGCCAGUGCACCGUGCUCGUCGGCGCCUCUGGUUGCGGCAAGUCGACGCUCCUCUCGCUCCUCCUCGGCCUGCAGCAACCCCCCCUCUCCUGCUCCCCUUCUCCUUCCCUUCUGUACGCCGACACGCCGUGCUACGCCAUCGACCCGCGGCAUCUCCGUGCCACUAUAGGCUACGUCCCGCAGACGCCCUAUCUCUUCCCCGCCUCCAUCGCCGACAACAUCGCCUACGGUCUGGACCCCGCGUCGCCGCUACGCCACCGCUCCAACAUUCGCGCCGCCGCCCGCGACGCCGGCAUCGACGACUUUAUAAUUUCCCUACCCGAGAGUUACGACACACGUGUCGGCGAGGGUGGCACAACCACCCUCUCCGGUGGUCAGGCCCAGCGCAUCACCGUCGCCCGCGCGCUGGCGCGCCACCCCUCGCUGCUCGUUAUGGACGAGCCCACUAGCGCACUCGACACCGAGAGCGCCGCUGCGAUUCGCGCCUGCAUCGUGGAGCUCGUCGUGCGCUGGCGCGCUGAGCGUAGACCAGCCGGCGUGAUCGUGGCGACGCACAAUGUGGAGAUGAUGCGCGUGGCCGAUACCAUCAUCGUCAUGGACGGCGGGCGUACUGUCGAGCAAGGCCCAUUUGAGGACUUGUGGUUCAACGGCGACGCAUUUCGGCGUCUGGUAUGUCAGGAUCAGGAUGACUCUUAA
Molecule: messenger RNA, 4152 nt
Organism: Beauveria bassiana ARSEF 2860
Lineage: Eukaryota; Fungi; Ascomycota; Sordariomycetes; Hypocreales; Cordycipitaceae
Product: multidrug resistance protein
Exons: 3
Coding region: 1-4152 (1383 amino acids)
Biological process (GO): transmembrane transport
Cellular component (GO): membrane
Molecular function (GO): ATP hydrolysis activity; ABC-type transporter activity; ATP binding
Source: RefSeq, a predicted model, not a curated record